Messenger RNA from Fusarium proliferatum ET1, 1125 nucleotides. RefSeq lists its product as uncharacterized. Gene Ontology annotation, biological process: inositol phosphate biosynthetic process; phosphatidylinositol phosphate biosynthetic process. The record is from RefSeq and is a predicted model, not a curated record. The coding region runs from base 1 to 1125 and encodes 374 amino acids. Gene Ontology annotation, molecular function: inositol-1,4,5,6-tetrakisphosphate 3-kinase activity; inositol hexakisphosphate kinase activity. The transcript has 2 exons. Lineage: Eukaryota; Fungi; Ascomycota; Sordariomycetes; Hypocreales; Nectriaceae. Gene Ontology annotation, cellular component: cytoplasm; nucleus.
AUGAUGGGAUCAAAACAAAUGCCUGAUCGCAAAGAGCUUCGCGAUUACAACUACGCUGUCGCCGGCCAUGCCGGCACGCUUUGUACCCCCGAUGGCGAGCUAUUCAUCAAGCCUUGCACACAGUCCGAGAUCGAUUUCUACCAGUCUGCUAAUCGAAGACAUCCCGAGUUCGCCGAUAUAAUGCCAUUGUUUAUGGGAUCCCUCCUCCUUACCGACCCUACUGAGAAGACAAUAGACGAGGCUGUGGCUGGUGUUAUCUCCCACGCUGGAGAUCUCAAGACGUCAAAAGAAGAAAUUGUCGCUUCGGUGACCGAACAAGUUGCUCACGCUACAGCGACACAACAAAAAGAGGGCGCUUGGGUCCCAGCCAAGGAUAACAAGAUCAAGACCGAUAAGGCGGUUGUGUUGGAUAAUGCUACUUUUGGUUUCAAGAGCCCCAACAUCCUCGAUGUCAAGCUGGGAGUAAGACUCUGGGCUGACGAUGCCCCUCAACAAAAAAAGCAGCGCUUCGACAAGAUCUCGGCCGAGACGACACACGGUAGCUUGGGAUUCCGGAUAGCAGGAAUGCGGGUCUACCGCGGAUCAGAGGAUGCUUCGGAACUAGACGAGGAAAACUACAAGAUCUACGAUAAGGAUUAUGGCCGAACAACAGUCACCCAAGAAAACGUCGUGGAUCAGUUCCGAAAAUUCAUCUUCAACAAAAGCGCUGGCAUCGAUGAAGAUCUCGGCAAGGCUGUUUGCGCAGCAUUUAUCCGCGAUCUCCAAAGAGUCGAAGAGAUUCUCUCACGACAUGAAAGCCGAAUGUACUCGUCUUCACUACUAUUCAUCUUUGAGGGCGAUGGCGAAGCCCUCCGAAGCGCCAUUGAAGAGAACAACGCACUCAUCGACGCAGAGGCAGGUAUCGGCCAAGCAGCUCGAACUACCAAGAGGGUUGAUAGCGGCAUCGCUCUGGACGACGAAGACGAGCUAGACGAAGACUCGGACCUCGAGACCUCCCUGCCACAAAUAUACUCCCUGAAACUCAUUGACUUUGCCCACGCCGAAUGGACCCCCGGCCAAGGACCCGACGAGAACGCCUUGACAGGUGUGAGGAGUCUUUUACGCAUCUUCCAAGAGAUGGCGUAA